AUGUUCUUUGGCGCUGAAGAAUUUAGUCAGCCUCUUGAUAAAUGGAACGUGUCUCGCGUGAAAUUUUUCGCAGAACUCUUCCGCGACGCAACGUCAUUUAAUCUUAAGGCUCAAAAUAAUUCAUUUCCAGGCGCCCUCUUUCUUUGUUUCAUCCUUCUUGGAAUUCUGAAAAAUAGGCUGAAGAAAUGAACUGUUUUGAGCUCUAACAAUCAGUCGCUAAAGUCGUGGGACGUUUUUUCAGCCCGUGACAUGCGUUACAUGUUCGCCGGCGCUAAUAGCUUCGACCCCUCCUCCAUUCUACAGUGGGAGCUGGGCAAGAUAGAAGUCAAAAAACUGGAAUCGAUCUUCACGGACGAGGCAAAACUGAUCCAAACGCUAUCUGCCUGGGGAUUCCAAGACCUGUCGAAACUCCUAGAAAAAAUAACGAGCAAACGCUGAUCGAGUGGGGAAUCAAGAGAGACCCAAAGAACGGAAGAGGAUGAACUUAAACAGCUCCUAGAUGACAAAGGGGAUAAAGAUGAGCAAGAAACUAAAACUAGUAUAGGUCUUCUAGAAGGAAAAGAAAUAGAAGUAGACGAGCAAAGUAGAGUGCCAGGUGGUCUAACGCAGCUGGAAGUCGACGAUCGGCCAAUAGAGGUAGAAGAGCGACGACUCGUCGACGCUAAGUGCGACGCAUUAAUACCUGCCUUAUUUUUUUUUUUUGUGCUCAACACCUAUAAAAGAUAGCGUUAGGCUUCGUGGUAGUUAUAUCUACAAGAGGACAUGUGGCCCACUUCAUGUCCGAGUACAUCAAUCCGGGACAGCUAGGACAUCUCUCUAUAAUCAAUACCCCUGCUCACAUAUCAUGCACUCAAAGGUCGUGAUGUAGAAGUUCUCCGCAAAAGCUUAGCGCUCAGGCUCGACUGAUUUAAGUAGGUGGUUCAAAAAACCCUGAUGAUUGUGAUCAAGUGCGACUUUGAGUUCUUAUUUUUUGAGAUGGGCCUAGUUGUAUCCGUAUCGAAAUGGAUUUUAUAGGACAUCAUAGCUGCAUGUGGAUGUACAACAGGUUGAGCUUGAA
Amoebophrya sp. A25 is the source of this 1057-nucleotide messenger RNA. Lineage: Eukaryota; Dinophyceae; Syndiniales; Amoebophryaceae. The record is from the annotation of a GenBank genome assembly.